Molecule: messenger RNA, 1443 nt
Organism: Eruca vesicaria subsp. sativa (arugula)
Lineage: Eukaryota; Viridiplantae; Streptophyta; Magnoliopsida; Brassicales; Brassicaceae
Source: the annotation of a GenBank genome assembly
AAAGAUUCCUUCCAUCGAAACCGAUCUUAAAACUAAACUCAACAGUUCUGUUUUUUUUUUUGCUCCAGCUCAGCUCUUACGACGCCUGCGGAGAUGAAUAGCGUAAUGCGUAUUGCGUCGGCGAUAUGCUGCCUUUGGCUGUGUUCUGUCGUAGGUGUGGCUUGGAGCAGAUCUAGCAAUACAGAGGAUGCGAUCUGGUUGCUGGAAAGUAAAUUGAUGGCGACAUCUAAUGCUUCCAUGGUGCCUCUCACUUUGAUUCAAGGAGCUGCCUCCAAAGGAGCUGUUUGCCUUGAUGGAACACUGCCUGGUUAUCAUCUACACCGUGGUUUUGGAUCAGGUGCUAACCGCUGGCUCAUCCAACUCGAGGGAGGAGGAUGGUGCAACACACGGAGAAGUUGUAUCUUCAGGAAAACCACACGCCGUGGAUCAUCAAAUCACAUGGAGAAAGUUUUGCCUUUCACUGGAAUUUUGAGCAACAAAGCUAAUGAGAAUCCUGACUUCUACAACUGGAACAGAGUCAAGUUGCGUUACUGUGAUGGUGCUUCUUUCACUGGUGAUAGUGAGGACCAGAGUUCACAACUAUAUUAUAGAGGACAAAGAAUCUGGCAAGUAGCUAUGGAAGAACUGAUGUCGAAAGGCAUGCAGAAAGCAGAUCAGGCUCUGCUAUCUGGAUGUUCAGCUGGAGGAUUAGCUUCUAUCCUGCACUGCGAUAAGUUUAAGCAACUCUUACCCGGUAGUACUACUAGAGUGAAAUGCUUAAGUGAUGCUGGAAUGUUUAUGGAUGCAGUGGAUGUCUCUGGAGGCCACUCGCUCAGGAACAUGUUCCAAGGUGUUGUUACAGUUCAGAACCUCCAAAAGAAACUGUCUACUACUUGUACAAACCAUUUGGAUCCAACUUCGUGUUUCUUUCCUCAGAACUUGGUUUCAGAGAUUAAGACUCCUAUGUUCCUUCUGAAUGCAGCUUACGACGCUUGGCAGGUACAAGAGAGCUUAGCUCCUCCAUCUGCAGACAGAACCGGCUCUUGGAAAGCAUGCACAUCAGAUCACUCCCAUUGUAACUCAUCUCAAAUCCAGUUCUUCCAAGACUUCAGGAAUCAAAUGGUGAAUGCUGUAAAGUCUUUCUCGGCCUCGACUCAUAACGGUCUGUUUAUAAACUCAUGCUUCGCCCACUGCCAAUCAGAAAGACAGGACACUUGGUUUGCACCAGAUUCUCCUAGGCUUUAUGGCAAGACGGUAGCUGAAUCUGUUGGUGAUUGGUACUUUGACCGGAAAACAGUCAAAGCCAUUGACUGUCCUUACCCUUGUGACAAAACAUGUCACGAUCUCACCUUCUGAGUUUAGAAAAGUCAUCAAACUCAAACAGCUUCUUGAUUCUUUAUCCCUAUAAUUUAUGAUACUAUCUUCUCCUAGUUGUGUGUUUGUUGUCCGUUUUUAUAUGUGUUU